Rhagoletis zephyria (snowberry fruit fly) is the source of this 429-nucleotide messenger RNA. NCBI's taxonomy places the organism in Eukaryota, Metazoa, Arthropoda, Insecta, Diptera, Tephritidae. The record is from RefSeq and is a predicted model, not a curated record.
AUGGACGACCUGUCAAUCUGCAGCGCCGGCAGUGACGACAACUCUGAUGACGACUCGGACCACGAUGAGGGCGAUGAUGAAGAUGAAGAUGAGGACGAGGAGGAGGACGAACAGAUCAAGGACAGCGACUACGAGAGCUCCGAUCAAGAGGACAGCGAAGAGGACAGAAGAUGCGGCGACCGGGCUGUUGGGGCCGGAGGCGAAGAGCCGGUUCAACAACGCAAACCAAGCCACAACACAGGUAGAGCCGGUGGUGGCCAAGAAGCCAAAGAUGAUCACCUGGUGGCCACAUCGGUGGCCUCGGCCACCGCCGCCCUCGCCAGCUGUAGCCUCGAGGACGGCGGCGGAGGAGAACCGGUAUCACCAAAUCACAAGAACACCAACAACAACCGCAGCAUCGAUGGCAGCAGCAGCAGCAAACUGCAGAAG